This is a messenger RNA of Ochotona princeps (American pika), 5223 nucleotides long. RefSeq names its product ras responsive element binding protein 1 (gene RREB1). Gene Ontology annotation, cellular component: nucleus. Lineage: Eukaryota; Metazoa; Chordata; Mammalia; Lagomorpha; Ochotonidae. The transcript is spliced from 11 exons. Gene Ontology annotation, molecular function: RNA polymerase II cis-regulatory region sequence-specific DNA binding; DNA-binding transcription activator activity, RNA polymerase II-specific. Gene Ontology annotation, biological process: regulation of transcription by RNA polymerase II. Bases 110 to 5173 code for a protein of 1687 amino acids. The record is from RefSeq and is a predicted model, not a curated record.
CUCCUGCAUUGGACCACAGCUGCAGCAGAGAGCGGUCGCCAAGUGCCGUUAGAGGCAGAAGAUGGAGAACUGUGACAGAGUCUUCUCCGAAGUGUAAACCCCCGUCCCCAUGACGUCAAGUCCACCCGCCGGCCUGGAGGGUUCAGAUCUAUCUUCUGUCAACACCAUGAUGCCUGCCGUGAUGGGCAUGGGGAAGGUCGCCGAGAAUGGCGCCGGCCCCCAGGGCCUCAAGUCCCCUGCCAAGCCUCCGGGACUAAAUCGCAUUGGCAGAAGGAACCAGGAAACGAAAGAGGAGAAGUCUUCCUACAGCUGCCCCCUGUGUGAGAAGAUCUGCACCACUCAGCACCAGUUGACCAUGCACAUCCGUCAGCACAACACGGACACCGGAGGAGCCGACCACGCGUGCAGCAUCUGUGGGAAGUCGCUGAGCUCAGCCAGCUCCCUGGACCGCCACAUGCUGGUGCACUCUGGCGAGAGGCCGUAUAAAUGUACCGUGUGUGGCCAGUCUUUCACCACCAACGGGAACAUGCACAGACACAUGAAGAUUCAUGAGAAGGACCCCAACGGCUCGGCAGCCGCAGCUCCGCCGUCCCCUCUGAAGCGCAGGCGGCUGUCCUCCAAGAGGAAACUGAGUCAUGACACCGAGUCGGAGAGAGAGGACACGGCCCCGGCUAAAAAGAUGCUGGAGGACGGCCAGUCGGGCGACGUGGCCGGGACAGCCGAUGAGCUCUUCCACUGCCCAGUGUGUUUCAAGGAGUUUGUGUGCAAGUACGGGCUGGAGAGCCACAUGGAGACGCAUUCGGAUAACCCGCUAAGAUGUGACAUCUGCUGCGUCACCUUCCGCACACACCGCGGGCUGCUGCGCCACAACGCGCUAGUGCACAGGCAGUUGCCACGUGACGCCAUGGGGCGACCCUUCAUCCAGAGCAACCCCUCGAUCCCCGCUGGCUUCCACGACUUGGGGUUCACCGACUUCUCCUGCAGGAAGUUCCCCCGCAUCUCUCAGGCCUGGUGUGAGACAAACCUGCGAAGGUGCAUCAGCGAGCAGCACCGCUUCGUCUGUGACACCUGUGACAAGGCCUUCCCCAUGUUCUCUUCGCUGACCCUACACAAACAAACCCACGUGGCCACAGACGCGGGGCGCGAGAAGCCCUUGGCCAGGUCCCUGCCCGACGACGCCCUGGACCAGAAGGUCUUCCUGGCCCUGUUCGGCCUGCAGCACACCAAAGAUGUUCAGCCUGUGCCCGCAGAGGAGCCCGUGCCCGACGACAACCAGGCGAUCCAGCUGCAGGUGCUAAGGUGCCCGCUACCUCAGGAGCCCGCCGGCACCCGGGUGCUGAGCCUGUCCCCGUUCGAAGCUACGUCCCUGGGCGCCCCCCUCACGCUGCUGCCGGCCGCCAAGGAGGGCCUGAAGCACCUGUCUCUGCAGCCCUUCCAGAAGGGCUUCAUCAUCCAGCCCGACAACAGCAUCGUGGUCAAGCCCAUCUCGGGGGAGUCGGCCAUCGAGCUAGCCGACAUCGAGCAGAUCCUGAAGAUGGCGGCCUCGGCCCCGCCCCAGAUCAGUCUCCCGCCGCUGGCCAAGGCCCCGGCUGCACCCCUGCAGGCCAUCUUCAAGCACAUGCCCCCGCUGAAGCCAAAACCCCUGGUCACCCCGAGGACUGUGGUGGCUGCCUCCACACCCCCGCCGCUCCUCAACGCCCAGCAGGCCUCCCCCGGCUGCUUGAGCCCCAGCCUCCCGCCGCCGCCGCUCAAGCUCCUCCAGGGCACGGUGGAGGCGGCCGCCCACGCCCACCUGCUGCAGGCCAAGGCGGGGGCACAGCCCCACGCAGCCGCACAGCUCUUCCUGCAGCAGCCGCAGCUGGAGCUGCCCAGGCAGCCCGAGAUGAAGACGCAGCUGGCACAAGACAGCCUCAUGGAGGCCCUGCUGCCCCUCCGCGUGGAGGCCAAGAUCAAGCAGGAGCUCACCGAUGGGGACCUCAAGGCCAUCAUGACGGGGCCCGGCGGCAAGAAGGCGCCCGCCAUGCGCAAAGUGCUCUACCCCUGCCGCUUCUGCAACCAGGUGUUCAGCUUCUCCGGCGUGCUGCGCGCCCACGUGCGCUCUCACCUGGGCAUCUCCCCCUACCAGUGCAACAUCUGUGACUACAUCGCCGCCGACAAGGCCGCGCUCAUCCGCCAUCUGCGCACACACAGCGGCGAGCGGCCCUACAUCUGCAAGAUCUGCCACUACCCCUUCACCGUCAAGGCCAACUGCGAGCGGCACCUGCGCAAGAAGCACCUCAAGGCCACCCGCAAGGACAUCGAGAGGAACAUCGAGUACGUGAACAGCAGCGCGGCCGAGCUGGUGGACGCCUUCUGCGCGCCCGACACGGUGUGCCGGCUGUGCGGCGAGGACCUCAAGCACUACCGCGCCCUGCGCAUCCACAUGCGCACGCACUGCGGCCGCGGCCUGGGCGGCUGCCCCAAGGGCCGCAAGCCCUUCGAGUGCAAGGAGUGCAGCGCCGCCUUCGCCGCCAAGCGCAACUGCGUGCACCACAUCCUCAAGCAGCACCUGCACGUGCCGGAACACGACAUUGAGAGCUACGUGCUGGCGGUGGACGGCGGCCUGGGCCCUGCUGAGGCCGCGGCCGCAGAGGCCUCGGCGCCAGGCCAGGAGGCCGGCGAGCGCAAGCCCCUGGCCGCCUUCCUGGAGCCGCAGAACGGCUACCUGCACGGGGGCCCCAGCCAGCCCGCGCCUUCGCGCGUCUCCAUCAAGCUGGAGCCCGUGGGCAGCUUCGCCAUGGACUUCAACGAGCCCCUGGACUUCUCUCAGAAGGGCCUGGCCCUGGUGCAGGUCAAGCAGGAGAACAUGUCCUUCCUGUGCUCGUCCUCCCUGGCCACCUACGAUGGCCCCGUGGAGCCCAUCGACUUAUCCAUCCGCAAGAACCCCAGGAAGGCAGCCAAGGACGAGGCCAAGAGGCCGGAGCAGGAGGCCCCGAGCGUGGAACAGUGCUCGCCCUGCCCUGCCCCGCUGUGCGCCCCGCAGCCGGGGACCCUGGAGAACCCGGCAGUGUCAGCGAGCACCCUGGAGCCGCACGCGCAGCCGGUGCAGGCCUCGGUGCAGCUCACCGUGCCGGUCUACUCGUCGGCCCUUGUGGGCAGCCCCACGCUCCUGAGCAACCCAGCCCUCCUGGGCGGCGCCGCCUUGCUGCGGCCCCUGCGGCCCAAGCCCCCGCUGCUCCUGCCAAAGCCCCCUGUCACAGAAGAGCUGCCCCCACUGGCCUCCAUCGCGCAGAUCAUCUCCUCCGUGUCCUCCGCCCCAACCCUGCUGAGAGCCAAGAUGGCAGAACCUGGCCCCGUGGGCUCCGACCCGGUCCCAGGCACUGGCGUGGCAGUGGCCGUGGACAGCUCUGCAGGCUCCGUGCCCAAGGUCACCCCGGACCCCACCACCUCCACUGAGAGCGCGAGUCCCAGAGAAGCUGGGGACCCGCCACCUGCAGCUAGCAGCCCGGAGGCAUCGUCACCCUUGGCACAAGAGGCAGCGGGUUCCUCCAAGAAGAAGGGCCGGAAGAGGGGGGCGAGGCCCCGAGCCCAGGCCGGCGGCGGGGUGGACCUGGAUUCCAGCGGCGAGUUCGCUAGCAUCGAGAAGAUGCUGGCCACCACUGACACGAACCAGUUCAGUCCCUUCCUUCAGAGCACAGAGGACGAUGCUGGGGAGGCAGCAGCCAGCAGCCCCCCAGACCUCCAGGGGCCCAGCGAGGAGGAGCAGAGCCGCACCACCGAGGACAAGCUGCUGAGGGCCAAGCGGAACUCGCAUGCCAGCUGCCUACAGAAGAUCACCUGCCCACACUGCCCCCGCGUCUUCCCCUGGGCCAGCUCCCUGCAGCGGCACAUGCUCACACAUACCGGUCAGAAACCCUUCCCCUGUCAAAAAUGCGAUGCCUUCUUUUCUACCAAAUCUAACUGUGAACGCCACCAGUUGCGCAAACACGGAGUUACCACCUGCUCCCUGAGAAGAAACGGGCUUACUCCCCAGUCCAGAGAGAGUGAUGGUGGCGCCCGUGAUAGCACAGACAGCCAGUCCGACGUGGAGACGCCGGCCCCAGCAGGCGAGGUGUUGGACCUCACCUCCCGGGACAGGGAGCCGCCACCACCGCAUCCACCGCCAUCGGAGGAAGCCGCGACCCCAGAUGCGCCCCCGGCAGACCCCACCUGCCUGGGGACCGAGGAGCGCCGGGGGCCGGAGGAUGAGCGAGGCCCGGAGGAGAGCGCCGGGGAGGCCGAGGGCCCAGAGGAAGACACGGUCAGCAACAAGAGCCUGGACCUGGACUUGGCCAGCAAGCUGAUGGACUUCAAGCUGGCCGAGGGCGAGGCGGGCGCUGCGGGCUGCGCCCCGCACGACCACAAGUACGCGUGCGACACCUGCGGCAAAAGCUUCAAGUUCCUGGGCACCCUGAGCCGCCACCGCAAGGCGCACCGGGACGAGACGGACGCCCCGGGCCCGGACGGGGAAGAGUCGCCCGCCACCCCGGAGCUGGACGAGAAGCCCGCGGCCAGCGAGACCCCCACCUCCGCCGAGCCGGCCCCAGGCACGGGGGAGGCCGAGAAGCAGAGCGAGGAGACCGAGGGCCCCUCCGACGGGGAGGCAGCGGCCGAGCAGAAACCCCCAGAGAAGAGCCCAAAGACGGACUCGCCCAAGAGCGCGGCCAGCAAGGCGGACAAGCGGAAGAAGGUGUGCAGCGUGUGCAACAAGCGCUUCUGGUCGCUGCAGGACCUCACCCGCCACAUGCGCUCCCACACCGGCGAGCGGCCCUACAAGUGUCAGACGUGUGAGCGAACCUUCACCUUGAAGCACAGCCUGGUUCGGCACCAGCGGAUCCACCAAAAAGCCGGGCACGCCAAGCACCAGGCCAGAGACAGUGACAGGGAGGAAGACAGCGAGGACGGCUCCAGCCACAGUGGCACCAACCCCGUCUCCGAGAGCGAGGCCGAGCCGGCCCCUGCCAGCAACCAUGCAGCCGUCACCCGCAGCCGCAAGGACUGCGGCCGCAGGGAGGAGAAGGCGGGCCGGGGGCCCACCAAGGAGCAGGGGGCAUCCCCGGGGGAGCCCAGCCCCGAGAGCCCCGAGUCUUUGGUGCAGGAGUUCCUGGAGCCGCGAGGCAGGAGGCCGGCCCAGCCCGUGCUGGGCGCCGAGUGACCGCUGCGCGCCCCGCUGCACACCCCCACAAGCCAGCAGAGCAAAGCGCC